Messenger RNA from Huiozyma naganishii CBS 8797, 3324 nucleotides. RefSeq names its product bifunctional endoribonuclease/protein kinase IRE1 (gene IRE1). Lineage: Eukaryota; Fungi; Ascomycota; Saccharomycetes; Saccharomycetales; Saccharomycetaceae. The record is from RefSeq and is a predicted model, not a curated record. Bases 1 to 3324 code for a protein of 1107 amino acids. The transcript has a single exon. Gene Ontology annotation, biological process: mRNA processing; protein phosphorylation; IRE1-mediated unfolded protein response. Gene Ontology annotation, molecular function: protein serine/threonine kinase activity; RNA endonuclease activity; ATP binding. Gene Ontology annotation, cellular component: IRE1-TRAF2-ASK1 complex.
AUGAGGGUGUUGUUAAAGGUGAUUUUCUUUUUGGGCUUGCUGCAGUUUGCUCCCGACGGACUGCAACAUUUCUGUGUUGGCUCGAAGGUGAUUGAAAACAACAAAUAUCGAAAACAUUCGAAUAAUGCUUCAGCUAAACAAUAUACAGUGGAGAGUAUUUCCAAUAUAAAAGAACUGGGGUCCACUCUCAAUGAGAAGAGCACCCAGAGGAUUUCGCCAUUGGCUACAGGAAAGCAGUACCCAGUCGAUUUACAUAGAAGAAAGGGAUCCUCGCCAGCUCUUCCGGCCUCGUAUUUGAUUGGUAGAUCGAUAGCUGAUCUUAACCUCUCACCCAUUUUGAUAGUAUGCGAUAUUGAAGGUGGCUUACAUGCAAUUAAUAGAGAUGAUGGUCAAAUUAUAUGGUCAAUAGAUUCAUCAGAAUUUCAACCCCUCAUACAAAUUGAACAACCUCCCAGUAUAGAAACCAAGGAGACUCUUCUGUUGGAACCGUCUGGCGAUGGUACUUUAUAUUUUUUUCAUGCACACCAAGGAUUACAGAAAAUUCCAGGUUCAAUAAACCAGUUGAUAGCAACCUCCCCGGUACAUAUGAGGGCAGAACUUGUUGUUGAUGAUCUAGGUACCACUAUAGAAGAUGAGAAGAUUUAUACUGGGUCACGAACCAGCAUGAUGUAUGUCAUUGAUAUGUCUAAUGGUGCGUUGCUGUCGUCGUUCGGCAAUGGAUCUAGAAAACACAAACGGGGUGCGACAUCCGAUUCUGAAGAAGACUCUUGUAUGAACGAACUCACAAAGACACUUAUGAUUGGCAAGUCCAUUUAUAAGCUCCAAAUUAACUCGCAGAAUGGCUCCAUUUAUAAUGUGACCUACUGUACCUGGCAACCAAACUCCUUGGAUGUACAUUUGUCUCGUGAAAAUGUAGUGUCUAAAGAUGGUCUGUUUGUUGCGCCUUUUAGGGACAAAUCUUUAUUGGGCGUUGAUGGAAAUUUUAAGAUUGCUAAAUGGGUUUCACCUGAAUUUCCUGGAAUAAUUGUUAGUGUUUUUGACCUAUUUGUCGAUAAACACUCAAAUGAAACCGUUCUUGUUUCUCAUCCAUUCCAUAAUUUGGAGGAAGCAGACUCUGAACAAGAAAAGAUUUACUUGGAGCAAACGAAAUCUAAAACGUGGGCUGCCUUCUCCAGUAAACAUUUUCCAUCGUUGGUUAAAGCUGCACCCAUUUCUAAAUAUGUCUCGAGUUCUAGGUGGAGGACUCAAUCUAUUUUUUCAGACGAAAGUUUAUUUCGGACUGCAAUCACGGGGGUGCAUGUAGUGGAUUCGGCACCCAUUCAAUCAAUUCCAUACAAUAGGAUACCAGAAGCAUCACAUAGACCAGCCUUGAUGCUUGACCCAGUACCGUAUCAACCAAUUUCUCUAGAACACGGACACAAUGCACCGCUGGACCAGAAAAAUAACGCACUUCGUGAAUCAAUUCAGAUGGCCCAGACUGAAGCAUUUCCGAGGUCUGCCAAGAUAUCAGCACUCUAUGCCAUCGGAAGCUUCUUUUACAGAAUAAUAGAAAGUGGACUGAUACUGGUGUUUUCACUCGUUGUUUUGCUAACGCUACAAAAGUAUGAGAUCAUUCCGCCAAUGCACAUAAUGAUGGAGAAAGUGGGAUUGGCACCUCGUCAAGAUGUAGCUCCUCCUGUUUUCAAAGAACAUAUCUCAACCAAUACCAAUGUAGAAAAGGGUAGUGAUUCCGAAAACAAGGUUUCAGACUUACAAAUGCAUCCCAUCCCCAGUAAUGAAGUGAAGAAAGCCGUUAUAUUCGAGGAACCAGAACAAAACCUCAAGAUGUUUUCAUUAGAUAAUGACUCUAACGCAACCCUGAGAGAUAAUGGGGAACAAUUUACGGAAAAGAAAAAAAGAAAGAGGGGUUCAAGAGGUGGUAAGAAAAGCAAAACUAAAUCUCAUAGUAUUGAUGGUGUGGAUACUGAUGACUCAAUCAAAAGCCUUGUUGUUUCAGACAAGAUACUGGGUUACGGAUCGUCUGGUACGGUAGUUUUUGAAGGAAGCUUUCAGAACAGACGUGUUGCGGUGAAACGUAUGUUACUAGAUUUUUGCGAUCUGGCAGAUCGCGAAAUCAGGCUCCUAACAGAAAGUGAUGAUCAUCCCAAUGUCAUCCGAUAUUACUGUUCUGAAAUGACCGAAAAAUUUUUGUACAUUGCAUUAGAGUUGUGUGACGCUAAUCUAGAAGAUCUGGUUGCCACUAAACUUCCCAGCAGUAAAAUAAUGAAAUUUAGGAAAAAUCUGGAUUUGGUCGACUUACUGUGUCAGAUUGGUUCUGGAAUUGCCCAUCUGCAUUCACUAAAAAUUAUUCAUCGGGAUAUCAAGCCCCAAAACAUAUUGGUUUCCGAAAACAGGAUUGCUUCGAUUGCAACAUCAUCGACCAAGGAGAACUUGAGGAUUCUUAUUUCCGAUUUUGGUCUCUGCAAAAAGUUGGAUAAUGAUCAAUCGUCUUUCAGAACUAACAUGCAAAACCCCGCAGGCACAACUGGGUGGAGAGCCCCAGAAUUGCUGGAUGGUUCUUCAUUCAGCAUCCUCGAAAAUAUGGACACAUCGAAACAUGGUGAAAGUACUACAGAUACCUCUAUAGUAUCCACGGAUUCUUUUUAUGAUCCUUUUACAAAGCAAAGACUUACUAGGGCAGUUGAUAUAUUUUCUAUGGGUUGCGUGUUUUUUUAUGUGUUGACUAAUGGGCAACAUCCGUUCGGCAGUAAAUACAUGAGGGAAGGUAACAUUAUUAAAGGGGAGUAUGAUUUGAGUCCGUUACGCACGACAAUCAAAGAAAAAUGGGUGGUAGAGGAGGCCACCAAUCUGAUAUCCAGGCUAAUAGCACGGGACCCAAAACAGAGGCCCACGGCAAUGACAGUGUUAAAGCAUCCGUUAUUUUGGCCGAUUCAAAAGAAACUCGCUUUUCUUUUAAAAUUUAGUGAUAGAUUUGAGUUAAAAAAUAAAGAGUCACCAAAUGAACUUUUAGGAAAGCUAGAUACAUUAUCCAAAACUGUUAUUCCAAAAGCUGACUGGUCACUGAAAUUUGAUAAGCUCUUUAUGGAUAAUUUGGGAAAGUAUAGAAAGUAUCACUUUGAUAGGGUCCUCGAUCUGUUACGAGCUUUCAGAAACAAAUAUCAUCACUAUAUGGAUAUGCCUGAAGAAUUGGCAGAUAUCAUGGGGACAAUUCCAGAUGGGUUUUAUCAUUUUUUUAUUGUCAGAUUUCCAAAUCUGUUGAUGGAAACAUAUCUCUUUGUUGAAAAAAAUAUGGCAGAUGAUCAGGCUAUGGUCGAAUUCUUUUAA